AUGUACACGCACACAACUCCCUCGUCUUCUCCCGCCCAUUUUUCAGUCACUCCACCAAAACAACAACCACCACCACCAUUUGCUCAACAACAAAGACAACCGCAGCCAGCUGCUUCUUCCUCCUCGCCAUAUUAUGUGCAAAAUUUGAAUCCGACCAUUGAUCAACCACAGGUGCCUCUGCCUCCUCUUCCACCCCUAAAUCCCAUUCCUAUUCCGAAUACUACUCGCACCGUGAAAAGUACAAAGGCAGAAAAGGCGGAUCAACUUGUUCAGAAUUUUUAUAGUAAAGUCGCGCAAAUCGUGACCCAGUCACGUCUCAUACAAUAUGACAGUCUCACGAGUUUUAAUAAAGGAGCCUCUCCUUCGCGGCAUGCUAACACACUAACUACCAAGAAGGUCAAUAAAUGGUUUAAUUUAGAGUUGGACGAUUCAAAUAUUUACAAGGAAGAUAUCAAGUUCUGGCAUCAAGCGGUUACUACAUCUGCUACACCACCACCACCGAUGAUAAUAGAGUUCUUUCUCGAUACGCGAGAAUUAGCUCAAAAUCAAAUUCUUAUUUUGACUGACGAGAAUCUUCGUCGGCAUAAGGUCGACCUACAAAAUCUCUCAAGACUAAGUGGAAAUAAUAAUCACAAAAAUGGCAAGACAGCAAGGUCAUCAGCAACAACAACAAAAAAUAUCAUGUUGGAAAGUUGGCAAUUGACAUUAAGUAAUUCAACGCUAGAGUUUCCUCCUGAAGUUCCUAUUACAUACAAGAAAUCAAUUGCAUUCUUCCGAUCGCUCUAUAAUUUUGUUCGUCUUCUGCCUGCGUAUCGACUGUUCAAAAGACUCAGAAGAAUGAAAUUGAAAGUUGGCCAUCGAAUAAUAGUGCCAACAGGAAACAUAAACGCCGAUAUUGGUCUAGAUGUUCCAAUAAUAAACGGGGAGACUACAAAGACCGCUAGAAGUUAUACAUUUGAUCCUAUUGACACGCCUAUUGGGACAUUCACUUUGAGUGUCGGAUUCCGAUCAAAUUGUGAAUUUCAUAUCGAUGAUGACUCUGAAGCAAUUCUAAGUUCGAGAUUUAUUGAUAUGGAUGAAAAUUAUUUUACGCCGACAAUGGCUCGCUAUUACCAAGAAGAAGAACGACAAAGACAGUCGGAAAGAGAAGGGUCAGACGGGCGAAGGAAAAAUUCUCCAUCGAAUAAUUAUCAGCAGAUUGGGAUUUCUCCAAAUGUUCGAUCAAGUUCAACGUCACCUCAAAUUGCCAAUAAUAACAACAAUGUCCAAUUAUUAUCUGGAACUCCUCCAACGCGUUCACGUGUGCCUUCCAUAUCACAGAACGAAAAUGAUUUAUCAAAUCAGGUUGCUAUUUUCCCAAGAUCCUCUUCCUCUUCCUCCUCUUCCAUAUCGAGUCAUCAUAGACGUCAUCCAAGCACGGUUGAUCAAGAUCGUAAUAUAAAUAUACUAUCAAUGAGUCAAUUGUCAUAUCGUAGUGCGCGAGACACCCUGCAACCUCCUCCCUCUCCUGUGAUGAGCAAUCGUCCAAAUGUCACCUUAGUCUCACCCUUCAAAUCUCCUUCAUUAUCCUCGUCUCCUACAUAUCUUCUCACUGAUAACUAUCCAUCGUCUAUAUAUUCUGAUCGUGCUUCUUCAUCUCCUCUUCAUCGAUCACCAUCUUCUAUUUCACUUCAACGAUAUGCUUAUGCUUCUUCUCCAACAUCGGCAAGAUCAUUACCUAUCGGAAGUGGAAACAUGUUAUCAUCAUCACUUAAAUCAAAUUUUUCGAGUGGUAGCCCAAGUACCAGUACCUUCCCGAAAAAGUUCUCUACAAGUUUCGUUAGUCGUGAAAAAGAUUGGAAUAUUGGAGGUCGACGGGCUUCCAAAGGUAGUUCAUUGACUAAUCGAAGCGAUGAUACGGCAAGUGAUCGAGGCUCGUAUAACUCUUCAUUUUUCGCUUUUAUCGAUAAUGAUGUUGGUGAUUUUGUGAGAAUGGUGGAUGCUCGAGAGCCAUUGAAAUUAUAUGGAAGAAGUCCCGCCAAAUCAGAUGAUCCCGGAAGUCCUGGUCAAAAGAUUCCUGGAUCUGUAUAUAAAUCUAAGUUGGCAUUGACAAAAUACCAACAACUUAAGGAUUUCAGCAUACUUGCGGAACCAUUAGCAAAUAGUCACCAAAAUCUUGGACCUCCUGAUAUAAGCGGAUCUCUUGCAUCUUCUGUUUCAUCAAAUUCAACGACAGCAUCGGUUGCGCGUCAGCAAAACGUCGCAUCCAGGGUUUGUGAAAAUGUUAAAAGUGAAGAUUUAAUUGAACCUCAAGGACCAAAACCAAUGACUAUACCUCAGAGAGGCAUGUCAUCUGAAUCUCGUGCAAAUUACCGAACUAGAAGAAGUAGCAGUUUAACGUCUGUUGGAAGUGGCAGUCGUAUUCCGGCAGGAAUGGUUAUGCAACCUGAUGGGGCAUAUUCUUCGUAUCCAGAAGAUAUCGGUGAACUCCGUAGACAAGAAGAUUUAAGUCCUGAAUCUGGAGAAUCGAUGUUGAAACGGGCAGGCAUUGGUGACGUUCAAGGGAGUGGUAGUACUGGAAGCUUGAAUAUUGGUGCAUUAACGGCAAUUAGUGGCCGUGGUGCUUUAAUAGAGAGAAAUACUAGAAGAGAUUCGGGAGGGUCAAUUGGAUCUGGAGGUUUGAUUCGAUUAAAGAAAACAGCUUCCGUGGAUGACGAUGAAUUGUUUUUUGCUAUGAGCGAAAUAACCACCGAUGAUCGAAGUAGCAGUGGGGUAGGAAGAGGUCACAGUCCGAGUCCUAGUAUUGGAUCUGGAGUUAGUGGUAGUGUAGAAGGUCGCAACAAUAAAAGUGGUGGUUUGGGUUUAGGAGUGGUUGGUCUUGAAAGGGAACAACAUCAGCAGCAGCAAGAAAGACAAGAAUCAUUAUAG
Molecule: messenger RNA, 2907 nt
Organism: Ambispora gerdemannii
Lineage: Eukaryota; Fungi; Glomeromycota; Glomeromycetes; Archaeosporales; Ambisporaceae
Source: the annotation of a GenBank genome assembly